Pyricularia grisea is the source of this 2631-nucleotide messenger RNA. RefSeq lists its product as uncharacterized. Lineage: Eukaryota; Fungi; Ascomycota; Sordariomycetes; Magnaporthales; Pyriculariaceae. Gene Ontology annotation, molecular function: zinc ion binding. The record is from RefSeq and is a predicted model, not a curated record. The transcript has a single exon. The coding region runs from base 1 to 2631 and encodes 876 amino acids.
AUGGCUCAACCACAGGAUCAGGCCCGCUUUGUCAUGCUCAUAGUCUUGCUGCUAUGGCUGACCUCGACCCCCGACAGCGGCCCGGGCAUCAUGUCCGCACCGUCCAUCAUCGCCGCCCGCCUCGGCCGCCAACGCGUUGCUCAUACCGUGCUGAACAACACGCAGUGGGGGGAGUUCGCGCCACCAUCUCCCAAUCAAGACCCCGAUCACCCUGCUCCGAGCAUACCGAACAACGGUACUGGAUACCUCAACAUCACCGGUUUCAGGGAGGAGGACAAAUUUGCAUGGCGGGAUCUGGACCUCUUUCGACAGCGCUGCCUGGAAUGGAGUCGCAAUGCCUAUCGAGGUACCGGUCAGCAUGGCGAGAAGGAGGGCGAUAGGUGGGACUUGGCACAAGGGUGGCCAACUUGGCAUAACGCAACUGGGAUAGUCCACGGGAGCUGGGUUCGCGCGGACGCAAGUGAGCAGCGCUCCAGUUCUUCAUAUAACCUCACCCAGCUCGCCCCAACAAUACCAUGGGCCAUUUCCGAAUUCGGCAGGAAUAUCACAGGCAAGGAGGGGAAGAUAUUAUUACGGCUGGACGACAAACAGAGGGGCACAGAGCUACCUGACCUCGAGAUGGAGGAACCCACAGAAGAAGGGCAGGAACGGAAGCCACUCGUCAAGACGGGUGGUGUCGUCAGGGAGGUGUCGGCGAUGGCGAGCAUUGAGGAUGUCACUGGCAGCGGAAGCACCCACCACAUUGUCCUUCACGGUGUGCACUGGCCAAGGCAGGGCGCGAUGCUCCUUACCACGACAAGCGACAAGUUCGCCGGCAUAUUUGGUUUACCGCAUCUGACGCCAGGCCUGAACUUCUUCCGCACGAGCCAGAAGCUCCUAAACGAGACCAUCGGGGAGGUUCUUCGACGCAAGGAGAAGGCGCGGUUUUCAGAGGUUACCUCUAACCCCUGGGGCUCGUACCCGAACAUGCCGCAGGAUUCAUGGAACCCGUUCCCCCACUGCGAGUACGUCAUGUACGUCCAGGUUCACCCCCUCGACACCCAACAGUUGGGAGAGGGACUUUUGGGAGACAAUGCAAAUGAAAGACUUGAUGGCUUGAUUGGUCGCAUCGAGGACGAACUGCGCUUUCCCAGCGGCGCACCACUUCCCCGACGUGUUCCAGAUCUGCAAAUGUCGGCGGUCGUUUAUUCUCCCGAUUGUGCUUAUUUCCUGCAGACUAAAGGGCCGCCAGCUUUUACGCCUGCCGAUGGCCGUCAUCUUGUCGGUUUGAAGGAGGAGGUUUAUACCUACUCUACCAAGCUAUAUCUCCUCGCUUUUGCCGGGCUUAUGUUCGCCCAAGUCCAGCUCCUCAAGAUGCAGAUGAGAGAGUCAUCGACGCCAUCGACGAUAGCGCGGGUGAGCUUUUGGACGGCAAGCAUGAUGGUCGUAGCUGACGGCAUAGUGUUUGGAGCAUCGUCCUUCUUGAGCUUGUCAGAUUCCGCAGCUCUAUUGCCAUCGCUACUGUUGACAUAUGCGGGCUUCAUAUCCAUGACAAUAGGAGGCAGUUUUCUGUACGAGGUUUACAAGGUGCAGGAGCCCGAGAGGCGCACCCGCGAAAGAGAUCAGCCUCAGCAGACGAGCGCAACGACUUCACCUCAAGAGGCUGCAGCUCGUGCUGCAACGGCCCGAGCAACAUCAGCAUCAGCACCGCCUCCAGCAAGACCGCAAACGCCACCAAUUAUCAUUCCGUCGGAUCAGGAUAUCGAUGCUGAGAUUGAGGCCCAUCCGGACGCUCCCAACAUCCUACCGGUAACAAAUCCGGCUGCUGCAACGACUGCAACCACUACAACACCGCUGGCUCCAGACCAACCAGCACCCUUUUCGACAAUCUUGGGUCGUUAUGUUCUCUUUGGGGUAGUGCUUCUACUGCUCUCCAUUGCGGCCACAACUUGGUGGGCGCGUGCCCGAGAGAUCUAUACGAAUGGUCUUGUGUUUUGUUAUCUGUCCCUCUGGGUGCCUCAGAUCAUACGCAACGUGACCCGCAACUCUCGCCGGGCAUUCUCGUGGCGCUUCAUGGUUGGACAGUCAGUGCUUCGACUGAUACCCAUAGCCUACUUUUACCUUCGCGAGCGGAACAUUGCAUUCUCAAAACCCGACAGGGAGACUUUUGUUAUGCUGGCGGGCUGGGUGUGGUGCCAACUCUGGAUUCUUGGAUUUCAGGACAUAUUUGGCCCGCGAUUCGGUAUCCCCAAGGGCUGGGCGCCUGAGGCGUGGGAUUACCACCCCAUCCUCAGGGAGGACAGCGUCGAGGCAGGGGGUCUUCCCAUUGGGCUCCUGGGGAGUGGAGAGCCCGGGAGUCCGUCGGCAGGGCAACAGCAUUUCUCGGCGGCUGGGGAUGCCAAAAACGACGCUGACAAACACACCAGACUGCAUAGCAUCGACUGUGCCAUCUGCCGCGAGGUGCUGGAAGUGCCCGUUAUUCGUGCAGGCCACUCGGACCCGGCAGGGACUGGCGGUGUUGCUGGUGUGUUUGCUAGAAGGCAGUACAUGGUGACACCUUGCCGACACAUCUUUCACAGCGAGUGCCUGGAGGGUUGGUUGCGGUUCAGGCUCCAGUGCCCGAUAUGUCGCGAGAACCUGCCGCCGCUGUGA